Lachancea meyersii CBS 8951 is the source of this 1185-nucleotide messenger RNA. The record is from the annotation of a GenBank genome assembly. Lineage: Eukaryota; Fungi; Ascomycota; Saccharomycetes; Saccharomycetales; Saccharomycetaceae.
AUGGGUCGACAAAAGUAUACUUUCAGGGAAGUGCCAAAAUGCACUUCCUCGAUAUUGUGUGUUGCUACCAACCGAACAUUUGAGCUCGGAUAUAAAUACGAUGGUUUACCCGCAUGUUCCCAUCACAUUUGUUCUCAGCGUUUGCCUUGGAGAAGCAGCGUUAGACAAAGUAUGAUGGGCGAAAGCGAAAGGGCGAUGGAGCAGCAGCAAGAGUCGAAAUUUGAUCACCAACGGCACUUUACCCAGCUUGACAGACCAGACAAAAAAUUGCACGAAUACAAGUUUCCAGAGCACUCUUCAAAGAACGAGUCAGCACCACCUUCAGAACCACCUCUUGGAACCAGUCCUAAGUCUCAAACGAGCCUUGGAGUUGGGCCUGAUUGCUGCCAGCUCUGGACGUCGGGAUAUCAGCAUUCAGAUAAGUACACCGUGUGGUGGAAAGAUCAACAUGGACUGUCCAGAAAAUCAAUAAAUGCAUCCUCAAGCCAGCAGCUAAAGAAGACUCCCAGUCAGCAAUGUCUGGCAUCAGAUAUUGUGCCCCAGAGUCCAUCAGGUCGUUCAGGCUUGCAAAACAGAGCAGACAGCUUAUUCUCAAUUAUGACAAUAAGCACCAAAAGUGAGGAAUACUCUCCCACUCCCCGCAAGCCAUUCCAUCGGCGAAGCAGCGCCAUAUCCUUGGAUAAAGAUUACCUUCUCAAGUCUGGUGCUUUCAAGAACACCGGCGAAGGGUAUGAAAGGCGAUUGAGCAGGACCAUGCAUCUACAGGAAAGUCAAUCUCGCAAAAACGGCGUCUGGUUGAAAGAGGAUGGUUCUGCCAAAUUUUCUGGUAUUAUGGCGUCAACAUCGGAACAGUUGAGAAGGAACUCAGAACCCCACUUCAAGGCAGAAGUGGAUAAAUUUCGACAUGGCCAUACAAGGCUUAACUCUGCUCAUGCUGGGUUCCCAGAAACAGGCAAUGUAUUUCAUCAAACCAUAGAUGUUGAUCUCUUAAAACCAAUAACCUCGGCGCAAAACUUUACUCUGCCACCUAAGGCACACAGAGAACGCCAAGAUUCCCGUGGUCUCCUUCCGCCUAUAGUGUUCUCAGAUUCAUGUUCACAUGAUAGUGAAGGAGAUGUUUCCAAAGCAGAUGAUAAUGAGCUAUUGACGCUCUCAGAGUUUCUGGAAAGCUCUUUACAGAUGUAG